This is a messenger RNA of Pocillopora meandrina, 4157 nucleotides long. The record is from the annotation of a GenBank genome assembly. NCBI's taxonomy places the organism in Eukaryota, Metazoa, Cnidaria, Anthozoa, Scleractinia, Pocilloporidae.
GUUCCCAGAAUUCCACUGAAACCUAAGCGUAAUCUCGCCCUUAUCGCAACACUUUUUUAAUCAGCUAACUUGGUGUGCUUUCUUCGUGGCAUCACGACCUCAAGUUUUAUGGCCUCGAACACCGCCUCAGCGAGAGAAAUAAGCGAAAGUUCAGGUAUUAAGUUCCUUUCAAUUUCAGCCUACGUUACAGCAUGUGACUAGCUUAGAUAAUCAUUCAGGACCCUGCUCAGGCCUCUUGAAAACAUACUGAGAUACUGUUGCAUGCAGAUGUCUUAAUUAGACGAAAAUAGCUUAUUUCUCUGGAUAAUUGUUUUUUUAUCGUAUAAUACGCUCAAACCAAGGUUGAAUUACGUUCACAAUCACUUAAAAUCAAUUAUUUUCGACCAACUGGUAAAUCCAACUGGUAAAUCCAACUGGAAUCGAACGCGAUCGAUCGAAUCUCGACCAUUUCAGUUAUAGUAUUCGGUUAUAGGAAAGCAAACCUUUUUCAGAGUUAGGUGGUUGAUAUGAUGAUGACUUCCGCGCAGGUGCUUGUUGGAAACACAAGUCAGGUUAUCACCGAAUGAAGUUCUUUUCAAUAGUUCCCUCAUUCGGACGACCACACAAUACAAUCAGUUAUAACUCUAUGGUUUAAACAAAUUCGAAUAUUAUGGGGUGUAAGUAUGAAAUUACGCCGUCUCAGCUGAUUUCCAUGGUCUUCGUUAACUCGAGAGGUUCGUGACAAGUGUGAAAUGGCAGGUAAAUUGCCUUCUCGCAAUUGUACGUAAAUGUACAUUUGUUGUUACAAAUAUUUUGCAGAUCGAUAGAAAGUCUAAUGAGUAUUCCGCUUCUGUGCUCUCGAAUACUUUCUGUUACCAACAGAUAUGUAAUUUGAUCUCUCAAAAUUAUUAUCUUCGUAUAAUAUGUGAUCAAAGAGUUAAAACAUAAGAGUUAAAAAUCUCUUAUAGGAACGAGAACGAGAGCCCAGACUGCUACCGUCAUUUUGGAUUUCCGCCUGGGUAGAUUUUGGUCACGUGCUAGGCAACGUAUAGUCGAGAACAAGAUAGAAUUUCAUUUCUGCCCGAGCCUGCAUAAAACACUAUCAUUAAUCGGUAAUGUGACAUUGAGGUGGAAUGUAGGGUAAGAUUUCCGUAAGGCCGCAUCCUUCAUUAUGUAUAAAGCUAUUUAAUGAAAGAAAACAAUUUUUACCUUCGGGGCUAAUGCUAUAUUUUAGAAUAGUUUGGGGCUAUACGGAAAUCUUUCCGAAUGUCGUGCUGUCUGUUUGUGUCACUCCUCCUGACCUUUAAUUUUUAAAAGCACACGUCACAUAGAUUUGUACAAGUCUUAUGACGCUUUUGCGAGCUGGACCGACUCGAUCAUUUGUCAAUAUCUUUUUACCCGCUAGACCUUAGAGCCUUGCUCGGUAGGUGCUUUUCUGGUGGAAAGCCUGCGAUAAAGCUGCCUUUUCCUUUUGCGUCAAUGAUUUAAAUCAGCUGUUACCUCUCCUAACCAAGUGAUAUGUGACAUAUCAGUCAUAUGAUAUGUUUGUGUCACUUUUGUAAACUCUAAGUCGGCCUAAAUGAAAUCUUUGCAUCCGGGUUCCGCUGUUAAGUCGUUUCCUAUCGACUGAAUUGAUUUUAUAAAGUGCAUAAAACGGAAUUCAAUAUGGAGACAGGAACUUCCGUAAGAAGUGAUAGGGCAUUACGAGAUCGGUUCUAGAAGAUAUGUUGCGUGGAUAGUUCCUCUAACACGACAUUCCCUUUCUUGGCAAAAAUUUCUAGAUCUGUCAUGGAGAUAAUGUUUCGAUUCCACAGUUUUAUGUUGCAUGAAAUUUAGCAGGUUCGAUUUCGUACAACAAGCUGUGGAAGGAAAAUGACCCCUGUAUCCAAUUUCACAUCUUCUGUACCUGCGGUGUGUAAUGGGUGACCUAUCGAGAGGCUUGUUGGCGCGUAAAAAGUAGACCGCAAAAUUUAAAUUCUCCCACAAACAAACUGCAUUUGCUAUUCCGAGUCAAGUGCUUUAUGUAUAAUCAGCAUUUAACUCAGUCUUAUCUGACGUGACAGUUCAAGAGGCACAAGAAAAAGAGAAAGUCAAGCAUUGUUUCGCUGAGCCAUGGGAGGACAGUGAUGUGAUCCUUGUUGUGGAAAAUGAGCAGUUUCAUGUCCAUCGUCUGAUAUUAAGCAUGAGCUCACCAGUGUUCAAGGCCAUGUUCAAAUCUCAGUUUAAGGAGGCAGCUGCUGAUGAGAUUCCGCUACCUGGAAAGAAACCCAAUGAGGUGUUGGACUUCCUGAUAAAAAUGUAUGGACCCCACCACUCCAAAACAGAACUGCAAAUCACAAGUAAGGUGCUAACGGACUCUCCUUAGACUUCUUAGGCACCUGAUUCACCAAACAACCUUGCAUCUUAUAGACCAAGCUUUAAUAUAACCUCGCUUAGACUAUUGUGGCACUGUUUGAGGAACCUGUGCGGUAAUUUAAAAGACAAGCUUCAAAAAUUGCAGAAUAAAGCAGCUCGCGUUAUGAUGAUUCUCAAGCUAUGACGUUGAUGCUGAUCAAUUGUUAGAAAUUUUGGGGUAGAAAAAUCUCGACCGCCAGCGGACCAAACAAAAAGCCACCAUGGCAUUAAAAUGCCUACAUGGGUUAGCUCCGAACUCUUUAUCAUCGAAAUUCCCUGAACGCAAUACAAUCUACAUCCUGAGAAUAAUGCUCUAAAGCUGUGACUAAGCAAAGCCAAGGUGUUAGCUUUAUCAGUUAUUUCUAAAUGGUUUGAGAAUUUCCAGACGCACUCAGUCUUUCUCUUACUCUGUGGUCGAAUAGCUUGAAUUGCAUAUAUUUUACCCAUUAUUUACUCAUCAAUCGCCAGUUAUUGUGUAGUGUGCAGCUCGUUGAAUGUAACCUCCUGUAUAAUGCUUAGGAUAGGUACCUAACGGUAUGUAAUAACAAUUGUUUUCAGUGCGGUUGUGGUCUCUGUUCCGGCAGUUCAUAGACAGUAGUCCACCAUACAUACCUUUUAAUUGAGUGUUAUAUCUUUAACCAUGCUUUUUGAUCCUAGUGGAGAAUGUGGAACAUCUUCUGCUCUUAAGUGAUGAGUACCAAGUAACAGAACAGAUUUUCAAACCCUGUGUUAAGUUCCUUGAUGAGGAGCCAAAAACAAAGGAAAAUGUCAUGAAGAUUCUAGCGCUCGCCGAGUUGUACAAUUUAGAGAAAGUACGCCAAGACUGCGAUGAUCUGCUUAAGGGUUUGAGCCUCAAAACUCUUUCUGAUACCGUUCAGUUUCAAAAUAUUGACAAGGAUAAACUGCAGUAUUUCUUAACGCAAAGAAUUGAAUUGUUAGAAGGAUUACUAAAAGAGGUCUAUCCACAAUUCAUUGGCUUGGCGGAAUGUUGUAUGUGGUUGUGGGAUGAAGAAAAAAAAGACAUGCCAGAUUUGUGCCCCACUCAUUAUAGUAAUGGAAAACCAACUACUAAUCUUGUUGAUCGUUUCAAGGAAUGUGAUGAAUGCCGAUUUGUGCUAGACAAAAUUGCAAGAUAUACUGCCCCACAAAGACGGAGGGGCAGGUAUUUGGAAUUUUCUGGUACUUACGCUACUUAUUAUGCUAGUAGGCAUCGCUUUGACGACGAUGUGUCAGAUAUUAUUAACAAGUUCUCUCAGAUAAUGACUCAAUUAAAAUGAAAAAUUGAGAAAGUCUUAAAGUGGUUGUUGAGAAUCCCGGCAGAAGCAAUGAAAAAAUAGAAAUAUAUAGAGCUGAAAUAAUAUCUCAUCGGACUUAGCAUUUCCACCAUACAUCAUUAAGGGUUUUAGUGCAUGCUUUAAAAUGAACUGAAUUUGUCAUAGGUCUGUUAUAGCUUACGUAGGUCUCAUAUCUUACAUGUCGAUUUUUGAAGAAACUAAUGGAUCCUAAGAGUUUGAAUUUUACAUAUUUUACACAUUAUUUACUCAUCGAACGCCGAUUAUCGAUAACUGAAUAAAAGCGGUUAUUGUUAAUGUGCAGCUUCUUGAUCCUUGGAGCCUGUAUUUUACAUGACUCUUGGCGUGCAUUGUUAAAGAUCGAUCUUUAAAGAUCAGUUUCGAACAUUUGUAGUUCUAAAAGGUUAAUUUGUAGACUGUGAAAUGCAUGGACUUGUAGGUUAAAUCGGUUUGAGAUGAAUGAUUUUGGAAAAUAAAAUAUUUUAGAACAUG